AUGCUUUUAGCAUUGAUUUUGCUACUUAAAAUUGUUAAAUCUAGUGGAGAUUCUGGCUUAUUUCCUGCAUCAAGUAAUUCGAUAUCUUGGCAAUCAACAAGCUUUACUACUAAUAAAUUAGCUUCAUAUGCAAAUACCAAAUGGCUAAGAGUUCAAGAAAUAUGCCCAAAUUGUUCUCUAUUUGGCAAAUCUGAUUUCUUGGGUGAUAUUGAUCAAGGCUCAGUUGGAGAUUGCUAUUUUCUUGCUGGCAUUACUUCUGUGGCAGAAGUUGAUGCUAGAUUCAAAAAGAUUUUUGUAAAUUAAAAGAAUAACGCAGCUGGUCUCUUUGCAUUCAAUGUAUUUAUCAAAGGAGCUCCUACAGUCGUUGUAGUAGAUAGCCUCAUUCCAAUAAAAACUUCAAAAACUCCAUUGUUUGCAACUAUUGGGACUGAUUAAUCCUACUGGGGUGCUUUAAUAGAAAAAGCUUGGGCAAAAGUGAACGGUAACUAUGAGAAGAUUGGAAGUGGCUACAAUAAUGAAGGUGUUGAAUUUUUAACCAAUGCGCCGUCCAAGCGUAUAUCUAUGACUUUACUUAAAGCUGAUACUCUCUGGAAUUUGGUGAAGGAUGCAGAUAACUCAAACUUCGUUAUGAAUGUUGAUACACCUUCUAAUCCUCUUGGCGAUAUUGCUCUUUGUUAAUUCAAUCUGCCUUGCUAACAUACUUUUUCUCUAAUAAGUGUUGUGGUAAUUAAAGCAGCAGAUAAUUCCUAGAUAAAUCUAUAUAGAAUAAGAAAUCCAUGGAAGAAGGAUUCAAAAUUCAAUGGAAAAUUCAAUGAUACUGCCUCUAUCUGGAAAACCGUUGGCCUUGAUAACAAAACUUAUGCAAAUCAAGCAGGGGUUGUGAUUGCUGAAGAUGGAGUAAUAAUGAUGACAUCCGAUGAAAUGAUUCAAGCAUUUUCAUCAAUCACAAUUUCAUACGUCAAUGAUACUUGGAUAACAUCUUGGUAUGACAAAUUAAACGAUCGAGUAAUGUCAAAUGUUGUUCCAUCUAAUUACUAUUUCUCCAUAAAUCAAACUACAAAUAUGUACAUAAGAUUAGUGCCUUAUAACUCUAGAAUGUACUCCUUGGAUUGUAAAACUGUGAAUUCAAAAAUAAUCUUAAGAUUAAAGGAUCCAGUGACUUUAAAAUAGAUAGCGUUUUCUUCGAAUAAUGAACAUACUAAUUAUGGCCUCAAUUUCUCAGAAAGUGGAUUAGCUGCAGGAAAUUAUCUUUUAGAAGCUUAUGUUACCUGGGCUGCUGGUGCGACUAUCUAGCAGAAAGUUAUCACCAUUGAUAAAAAUAUCACUAAUAAUUUAACCAAAACCAAUGAUACUUAAGCCAUAAAUACACCUACUGCAGCUAAUAAAACUAGUCCACCAGAUAUAGUAUAGGUAGUUUAUUCUUUUACAGGCAAUCUUACUCUUGACUUUGUAAAAAUGAGAAAUUCAUCAUCAUUCACCAUAUCAAAUGAUAUAAAUGGUUACCUGUAUGGAUAGUAUGUAUAAAUAAUUAAGUACAAUAAUGGUAGCUCCAGAUAUGAGAUAAUUACAACAGAAAGUCUUGAAUGUAUGUGUUAAAUUCCAGUAAACUCUUAUCCUAAAGAAUGUGGAUUUGCAGUUCUUCUUCCUAUAGGGGCACCUUUUACAAAAUCUUAUUCUGCUUCUUCAGUCUAAUGA
This is a messenger RNA of Stylonychia lemnae, 1695 nucleotides long. The record is from the annotation of a GenBank genome assembly. NCBI's taxonomy places the organism in Eukaryota, Ciliophora, Spirotrichea, Sporadotrichida, Oxytrichidae.